CACCUUUCAAUCUUUCAUCGCCUCAACUCGAACAAGAAAAUUUUCUUGCGAGAAACGACUGCAAAUGGCAAAGACUCUAAUGUGGCGACCGUAUGUUCUCUCCUCCACACGCCCCCAUCGCCGUCACUCUCUACUCCAUCACCAAGCUCUCCCUUCGUCAUCAUCCCUUCCCCAACCCCCGAAACGACUCUUCUUUUCACACUACGCAAUCCUUCCGAAGAAAACCGAAACAAACUUCUUGUUUUGGUCUUGCACCCAUGACAGAAAAACAAAGCUCCAAAUUGAGAGCGAUGGCUAUAAGUUAUCAAAAUUAGGGUUUGGUUUCGUGGGUAACCGUAGAUUCACUGUUAGAGCCACGAACGUCAAUGAUGCCGGGUCUAUUGACUCGCCUCUCAUGCAAUCCAUGGAAAAAAAGAUUAAGGAGGAACUAAAUGCAGAAUCAGUCACUGUGAAAGAUGCAUAUGGGGAUGGUCGGCAUGUCAGUGUUGAUGUUAUCUCUUCAGCCUUUGAAGGACAGUCAGCCGUGAAUAGACAGAGGAUGGUUUAUAAAGCCAUAUGGGAGGAGCUUCAGAGCACAGUGCAUGCAGUUGAUCAGAUGACUACCAAGACCCCUGCUGAAGCAGCAGCCCAGAAGUGAUUAAAAAUUUACCUCUACGUCAAUUUAGAGGCAAAUAUUCUCUAUUGAGUUUUCUUGUAGAAGAACAAAUUUAUAUUCCAUUUUCUCUGAGUUGCUCUUGGUAGAAUUCUAUCAAUGGUGAUAAGACAUUACUUAUUACUGUUACAUUGCUAGUCUAUUUUUAUGGAGCAUCUGUUUCCGUUC
Molecule: messenger RNA, 820 nt
Organism: Hevea brasiliensis (rubber tree)
Lineage: Eukaryota; Viridiplantae; Streptophyta; Magnoliopsida; Malpighiales; Euphorbiaceae
Product: protein BOLA4, chloroplastic/mitochondrial
Exons: 3
Coding region: 65-637 (190 amino acids)
Source: RefSeq, a predicted model, not a curated record